GACCUCAUGACGUCAUGCCCUCAAAGAAGCCAAUACAUUCUAGGCUUUUUCGCCGCUUCCUGCUUUGCGGCUGUCAUUGAUUCUGGUCCAUCCUCCUCCUGAUGUCCGCCUGUCCCCGCAUUACACCGCACUUCUAGCCAUGUGAUGCCCGGAGCCGGUCUGCCCGGUGAUGUCUGACCCUCAGCCUCCUGUGCUGGCUUCUAGCUCCUGGCACUGCCAGGCUGAGCUGGCCUCUGUGCUGAAGUUGUCUGGAGCUGACCUUCCUGCCCCGGAGGAGGAGGAGGAGCCCUCUAGGGAGCACUGUGUACGUCUGGAGCAGCCAUCCCCCCCUGAAGUAGACCCGGCAUGCACCCUGUCUUUACAGUGCGCAGCUCAAGGGAAAGAUCACAUACUGAGUGUCACAAUCUGCAGUGAAGCAAGGACCAUCGAGGUUUAUGGAGGGUCCCAAGAUGGACAAGAAGAGGAGUACUUGGGAACUGGCCGAGGAGAGAGAUUCUGCACCUUGGCCUGCGAAGGAGAAGACAGUCCUGUCAUUUUGUACAGAACUCACCUGAAGCUCCAGUUCCCGGUGCCAUCGUGUACGGUCAAGCUGCUGUCCCUUGGUGGACGGUGCAGUGUCCUGCUGAGUGAGAUUUCAGUGCAAAUGACCCCCGUCCCUGAAAGAUGUCGUCACGUGCCCAGCGUUCCAGGGCCGUCCAUUAAUCUAGACCGCGUGCAGAGUAUCAUGGACAGCAUGGGUGGGAAAAUGUCACCUGGAGCAGAGCAACUCAUGAGCAUGGUGCGUGCUCAGCAGAAGCAUCAGGCACCUUUUGGAGCCCACUUCAUGCAGCUCUUUGGAAGCUUUCAGCACGGCAGGCAUCCGACUACAGAGGAGGCCAAACAACAUACGGUUCCUGAGACAAAAACAGAAAAUCACGGUCAGACAUCUGCCCUUCAUCCCUCAAUCCAACUUGCAAGUCCUGGAAAUGAUGUGAAGUCCAUUAUGCCUUCACUGCUGCAAAGUUUACUUGGCCCGGCUGCAAGUUCUUCUGGUCCUGACUCUUUGGUGCCUCUCCUGCGCAAUCUUUGUGGAGAAAACCAACAAGAACCCUACUUGGCUUUAAAAGAGGAAAAGACUGGUUCAUCAUUGGAGAAGCUUCUGUCCGCCCACAUGGAGCGUAUGGAGAGGACCCUUCUGGCGCAUAUCGAUGAGAGGAUGAGGAGUUUACAGGAGCACCUGGACACUAGGCUAGACCGGCUAAUGCAUCUAAUGCCGGGCAAGUCAGCAUCCGAAAACUCUGCAGAGAAACUGCUCAAUGGCCAAUGUGAUCAGGACUGUGGCGAAUGACCCUUGAACUAGUCAUGGGACCUGCCCAGCGUCGUCCUGGACCCGUUACAUAAACACGUUAAUGGUCGGUAAGGGUUCUGCAGUAAAUUUAAAGAGGUAUUCCGGUUUACACUUAUUUAUUUAGCGAAUAGGACAUUGAACCCUUUUCUAAUAUAUAUUUAUUAAAAAUUUUGCUUGCAGACCUUUAUUAUAUCCACACAACAGCCUCUCCACAGAGAAAACCAAAAUGGUACGGCCCAUUUUCGUCCUGUAAAAUGCAUCCGUAGGAGAGCUGGAUAGAACUAUACAUGGCGUCAGUCUUGUGACCUGGCUUUGAGUUAAAGGGGUUA
Bufo bufo (common toad) is the source of this 1656-nucleotide messenger RNA. RefSeq names its product chromosome 6 C10orf88 homolog (gene C6H10orf88). Bases 170 to 1327 code for a protein of 385 amino acids. The record is from RefSeq and is a predicted model, not a curated record. The transcript has 5 exons. NCBI's taxonomy places the organism in Eukaryota, Metazoa, Chordata, Amphibia, Anura, Bufonidae.